UUUCUUCCACAUUUUUUUUUUUUAUUUUUUUAAUUACUGUUCACAAAUAUUGGUAUUAAAAACUUUUUUCUAGUGUAAUUCAUAGUGUAUUUGUAAUAUGAAUAUUAUGGUUAUCAAAGAAUUUAAAUACUUUUAUAUCACAUGCAAGUAAAAAUUCUGUAUGAUAAAUUGAUAGUAAACAAAAAUAAUCAUAUAUUUACAUUUAAAUCAUUCAUUUGCACGGUUUUCUGAAAUAAUACGUUAAUUUUAUAUAAUUCUAUUGUUAUUUAGUCAUUAUAUUCGAGAUUAAUAAACAUUCAUUUGCUGGUAAUAUCUUAUAAAAAACAAAUUGAAGUAUUAAAAUUAUUUUUCAUAAUUUUUUUAAUUGAAUUUUUGAUUUUCAUCGUAUAGAAGAAAUUUAUAUUUCGAAAUUUUCUGUGGAAAAUUUCAUCUUUUUGUGUUAUUCGUAUAUUUUGUCCACCGUGUAUAUAACUGAUGAAAUACGAAAUAAUCUUAUGGGAUGAGGUGGGGGGCUUUCAAACUCAGUUGAGCUGCGUGAACAACCAAAUUAUGUCGGCCUAUCGGCAAUAUGUAUUUGAAAUUUCUUUCGACUAACUUGGAUACGCAUUCUGAAGAUUUGUUUACGUUAGCAAAUACAUAUAUACGUUAUAAAGUCGUGCAACAAUAAUUAAAUUUUUUUUAUAUAUUUGACGCAAAUCUUGUAAGAAGUUCAAGAAGUAUUACAAAAAUUGGACUUCUUCAAAUUAGAUUUCUGCAUACAUUCUUAAUAAAAAUUUAAUAUGUGUUAACACAGUAUCUUAAGUUAGAAACAAUAGUAAAAUAGUAUUGCUAUGGUUAAUAUUGUUUAUGACUCGUUUUGCAAUUAUUAUUAUUACGUGUUAUUGGAAAUUAUAACGUGUUUUCAAGACGUUUGGUUUGUUUUGAACCAAUUAAUUUGUAAUCAUGAAUGAUGAUCAAAUUAUUUCGACUUUGCCGGAUACACAAAAUGCGGAUUCAGUAUGUUUGACUCAGUCACAAGAAUUAUCGCAGAAAAAAGUUUUGUCUGUAUGGGGAAGAUUGUGCCCACUUAAAUUUCCCUUUAAAACAAUGGAAAUGACUAAGGAUGUUUAUACACUUGGUCGACUAGACACGUGUGAUAUUUGUGUAACGGAAAAGGAGUUGAAACCAAAGUGGCUUCUUGUAAUGAGUAAAAUACAUUUUAAAAUAACUAGAGAAUAUAUUGAUGGUAAUACUGAGGAUGCUGUUGUGUAUUUAGAAGAUUUAAGUCAUAAUGGAACUUUUAUUAAUAAGAAAAGAGUAGGACGAGGAAAUAAAGUAGUACUUGAAAGUAAUGACAUUAUAUCUUUAGCUCAACCAGUAGUCACUGUGUAUGUAUUUAUGAGUACUAUUGCAUUUGAAAAUAAUGACUUACCUUCUGAACUUAAAAAUAAGUAUGCAGUUUCACGCACAUUAGGAUCUGGUGCUUGUGGAGAAGUGAAACUAGUUUUCUCUAAAGUUGGCUGUAAAAAAUUUGCUAUGAAAACCAUUACAAAAAUAAGUACUGUGUCAAAUGGACAAAGAUAUGCAAUAAAUGAUCCUGAUAAGAUUAUGAAUGAAGUCAAAAUAUUGAAAGCCUUAAAACAUCCCUGUAUAAUUAGAAUGGAAGAAAUUGUAGAUACUCCUAGGGCAGUAUAUAUAGUUCUGGAAUUAAUGGAAGGUGGUGAACUCUUCGAGAGAAUAAAAAGCAGGGGAAAAUUAAUAGAGAAAUAUGCAAAACUAAUUUUUUACCAAGUUGUAUUAGCUGUAAAUUAUCUUCAUGACUGUGGUAUAACUCAUAGGGAUUUAAAGCCAGAAAAUAUAUUAUUAGCCAGUAAUUCUGAUAUAACAUUAGCAAAAGUAUCUGACUUUGGUUUGUCAAAAUUAGUUGAUGCACAAACUAUGAUGAAAACUUUCUGUGGAACACCUAUGUAUGUUGCACCUGAAAUAUUAAGUAGUAUUGGACAUGGUUCUUACACGAAUCAAGUAGAUGUAUGGAGUUUAGGAGUAAUAUUAUAUGCUUGUCUAAGUGGUGCAGUUCCCUUUAACUGCCAGAAUAAAAACAUUAGUUUGCAAGAGCAAAUAAAGAGAGGAUAUUAUAGUUUUCCUCCUUCUAGAUUUGGACAUGUUUCAAAUAAAGCUACAGAUUUGAUUAGGAAAAUGAUGACUGUUAAUCCCAAGAAACGUAUUACCAUAAAGCAAGUGUUGUUACAUCCUUGGUUACAAGAUCGUGAACUAAGGGAUACUGUGGAUAUGUUAUUUUCAACUGAAAAUAAUGAAAAUAUAGCGCCGCAAAGUAAUUCAAAUAACAUCCAAUAUAAGAGUGAACAGCGUCCGAAUUUAAUAAAACGAGCGCGCUUCGAACUAUAGCGGAAACAAAAAACAUAGUAUUAAUUAAUAUAUAACUGACUCACUGCCUUCUGAAAUUAGCUAUUAAUGAUUUUUUCUUUGUUAAAUAAAAUCAUUAAGUUUUUA
Megachile rotundata (alfalfa leafcutting bee) is the source of this 2490-nucleotide messenger RNA. Its product is annotated as ovarian-specific serine/threonine-protein kinase loki. The record is from RefSeq and is a predicted model, not a curated record. Gene Ontology annotation, cellular component: cytoplasm; nucleus. Gene Ontology annotation, biological process: protein phosphorylation; mitotic DNA damage checkpoint signaling. Gene Ontology annotation, molecular function: protein serine/threonine kinase activity; protein binding; ATP binding. NCBI's taxonomy places the organism in Eukaryota, Metazoa, Arthropoda, Insecta, Hymenoptera, Megachilidae.